AUGGUAUUAGAAACAAGUCAUGCAACGAAUUCAUCAUCAACGAUAGAAAAUGUAACUGUUAAAAGAAAAAAAUUAUGGAUUAUUCUGGGUAUUACUCUUAGUAUCAUAGUCAUUGCAGCAAUAGUUAUUCCAACUACUAUCGUUCUUACAAAAAGGACAAAAGCACCAAAACCAACAACAACAAUAACUACAGCAACAACAUCAAAAAUAGAAACAACAAAUGAAAUUAUGAAUUCAUCAGAUAUGACAAUAACAAGCACAAUGACAAUGCAAACGACAGAGAUAUCAACAACAGAUGAAAUUUUGUCAAUAAAUAAAGGUAUGUAUAAAAUAUAUCAAACAAAUUUGACAUAUAAUUAA
Molecule: messenger RNA, 360 nt
Organism: Rotaria sordida
Lineage: Eukaryota; Metazoa; Rotifera; Eurotatoria; Philodinida; Philodinidae
Source: the annotation of a GenBank genome assembly